Carya illinoinensis is the source of this 1107-nucleotide messenger RNA. Its product is annotated as actin-related protein 2/3 complex subunit 3. The record is from RefSeq and is a predicted model, not a curated record. NCBI's taxonomy places the organism in Eukaryota, Viridiplantae, Streptophyta, Magnoliopsida, Fagales, Juglandaceae. Gene Ontology annotation, biological process: Arp2/3 complex-mediated actin nucleation; regulation of actin filament polymerization. Gene Ontology annotation, molecular function: actin filament binding. The transcript is spliced from 5 exons. The coding region runs from base 230 to 754 and encodes 174 amino acids. Gene Ontology annotation, cellular component: Arp2/3 protein complex; cytoskeleton.
AUUUAGUCGGCAGCCAAACCGGUGUCGUUUCAAGUUUUUCCCCCUACCGAGUACGUAAGAGCAGUCCGCUGAGCUUUCUUGCUUCCGUAGUUUCCACCAUUUCCGAUCCGAUCUAGAGAGGGUAAAAUAUCUGCUCCUCCCCAGUGAAAAUUCAGAAUUAUUCGGCAAAUCCUAAUUCUUGAGCUCGGACUGCUGUAAUAAUAGCUUAGUUUAUCUGGAAAAGAGAAAUAUGGUUUAUCACUCUAGUUUUGUGGAUGAGGAAGGAAUGACUAAAGCUUGCGGGUGCCCUCUGCUCCCUCUGAAAAGCCAUAUAAAGGGCCCUGCUCCAGCUUCUGAUCAAGAUAGAACCGAUAUUGUUGAUGAAGCCAUCACAUUCUUUCGCGCGAAUGUCUUCUUCCGAAACUUUGAUAUCAAAAGCUCAGCGGAUAAACUCCUCAUCUAUUUGACAUUGUACAUUAAUGUGGCUUUGAAGAGGCUUGAAGGCUGCAGAACUUUGGCUGAAGGAACCAAGGCCAUCAUCAACUUGGGUCUGGAAAAGGUUCCUGUCCCUGGGGAGCCUGGUUUUCCUUUUCCUGGCCUUUUCCCCCUUCCUCAGUCUCAGAAGGAAGCAGAGCUGCUGAGGAAUUAUUUGAAGCAGAUCAGGGAGGAAACAAGUGGAAGAUUAUUGAGUGUUGCAUAUAGACCCAAUGGGACUCCAAAUAAAUGGUGGCUGGCUUUUGCGAAAAGGAAAUUUAUGAAUGUCAUUGCGCCUUGAAGGGUUUGCUGUAAAUGCUCCAUCUAGUGACUCCAUAUGAUGAGUUGUGGAAAAUACCUGCGCGGUUGAUCUGUGAUAAGAAUCUGAAGAGCUUACCAGGGAGAAUGCUUGCUUCUUGUGAGCAGGUAUGAAAUGGGUAAGGGCUCGGUUAUCCCUGCAAGAACUUUGAAUCAAGUAAUCGAUCUAGGGGGGCAAUCAUUUGUUAUAGUUUGUGUAAAUGAUCAACUUCUUUAUUUUUCUCUGACGAUUUUCGUUGUCUUGCCUUGUAUUUUCUCUUCCUUCUCAAUGCUGCUCUCUAGAAUAAUUGCUUUAUCUGUUAUUGAGUUGGUAAUUGAGAGACAUUUUGGGAGUUA